AUGGGAUUAUGCUAAAUGACAAAAAAUAAGGAUGUUUAAUAGACUAGAAAAGUUGAUAUUUCAUAAAAUGCAAGUUUAGUAAUAUAAGAUUAAUAUCCUUUACCAAAACCAAAGUUAUUCAUGGGGUUUCCUUACAUAACUAAGUCUUUUGAACAAAUUCAAAUCAUAGAAGUAACUGAAUCGAUGGCUUAUAACUUUAUUGUUAGAUUAGGGGUAAAUUAACAAAAGUAAGUUUAAAAAGAUUUGGAUUAUCAGGGAGUUUUCUUGUACUCUGAAAAAGCAAAAACUAAUUUUUUUGAUUUUGGAUUUACUCCAAUUGAUGUCAGUCGACCUGAUAAAAUAUUUGAAGAUAAAAAAUAAUACAAAUUUUUAUUUGAUUUUAAAAAUUUAUGGGUAUUUAGAGAUUAUGUAGAGAAAAUAGAGUAAGUGUUAAAUGUUUUCAAGGAAAUAAAUGUGAAGAUUAAAACAAUUUAUACUUUCCCAAAACCAUUGAAUAAUUUUAUGGACCAGUAUUAAAUGCUUGGUGAGAUAAGCAUAUUAAAUUGUUAUUAUCCAUUAUUAUUAUUUGAUUAUAAAGAUGUUUUUGAUGCUACUAAAAGAGGAGAUGAUACUUUCAGAAUCUAUUUACAUAGUGAAGAUGCUUUUGAAUUACUUAUUAAAAAAAAUUAAAUUAGUCUCUAUAAUAGAAAUCUAUAAGUUAGAAAUCUCAUUUUUCUAUAUCAAUGGGUAAAUUUUAGUGAGAUGAAAAAACUAGAAGAAAAUUUAUACAAAAUAUCCUGUUAUAAUCUAAUUUCAUAACCUUCUGGAUAAAUUAAUACCUAAAAAUUAGUAAAGGAGUUAAUACCUUAUCUAUAAAAUUUAUAGUAAAUGGGAAGCAAUGUUAUUUUAAUUUAUUCAAGCAAAGAACCUUAAGGAAUGAAAAGUGCUAGAUUUACAAUAGAAUAAUUUAUGGCUAGAGGAUUGUUAAUAUUUCCUGAAGACAUUUAAAAAUAUAAUGAAUAAUUAAGAUCCCUUUAUAUCAAACCUGAAUAAUUUACUUAACCACAAUAAAAAGAUAAUUCUUAAUAAAAGUAAUAGGAAUAAGAAAUAAUUUAAUUAAGCAGAGAACAAGAAAUUAUUAAUCUAUAUGAUACUUGGUUAAAAAAGAUUAAAGCUUAAUAAUUAUUAUAAAGUUCUCACAAUCUAUUUUAAAAAUUAAUUACUAAUAUUCUAGAAAAUCCUAACGAAGAGAAAUUUAGAACUAUUUAAAAAACAAAUAAAACUGUUAAUCUAAACAUCCUAUAAUAUGAAGAAGGCAGAUAGAUUUUAUAAUUAAUUGGAUUUAGGGAAGGUGAAAAUGAUUAUAAAAAUAUAUUUGAAAUUGUUUAAUUAAAAAUGGCAAGAGCGGAUAUUGAAAUUGCAUGGAAAAAACAAUUAGAGAAAACUUUAAAAUGA
Messenger RNA from Paramecium sonneborni, 1434 nucleotides. NCBI's taxonomy places the organism in Eukaryota, Ciliophora, Oligohymenophorea, Peniculida, Parameciidae. The record is from the annotation of a GenBank genome assembly.